Molecule: messenger RNA, 459 nt
Organism: Loa loa (African eye worm)
Lineage: Eukaryota; Metazoa; Nematoda; Chromadorea; Rhabditida; Onchocercidae
Product: D-tyrosyl-tRNA(Tyr) deacylase
Exons: 4
Coding region: 1-459 (152 amino acids)
Biological process (GO): tRNA metabolic process
Cellular component (GO): cytoplasm
Molecular function (GO): D-tyrosyl-tRNA(Tyr) deacylase activity
Source: RefSeq, a predicted model, not a curated record
AUGCGAGCUGUGAUACAACGUGUCACGAAAGCUGCGGUGUCCAUUGAUGGCCAGUUGGAGUCAUCGAUUGAUCGAGGAAUAUGUGUUCUAUUGGCUAUCAGUGUUGAGGAUACCUCGGAUGAUAUACAGUAUAUGGUGCGGAAGUUGUUAGGUAUUCGAAUGUUUCCAAAUAUUGAGACAGGUAAACGAUGGGACAAGAGUGUUAAAGACCUUGGACUUGAGAUACUGUGUGUAAGUCAAUUCACAUUGUACGGUUUGUUGAAAGGCAAUAAAUUGGACUUUCAUCGAUCGAUGGCUCCCACAGAAUCACACCAAGUUUAUCAAAAUUUUAUAAGUGAGCUGAGGAAGGCAUAUGCACCUGAACGGAUAAAGGAUGGUCGUUUUGGUGCAAUGAUGAAUGUGCAGAUUGAAAACGAUGGUCCUGUCACUUUCAUUUUGGAUAGUAAAAUCAAAGAGUAA